This is a messenger RNA of Oryzias melastigma (Indian medaka), 913 nucleotides long. RefSeq lists its product as uncharacterized. Bases 63 to 626 code for a protein of 187 amino acids. NCBI's taxonomy places the organism in Eukaryota, Metazoa, Chordata, Actinopteri, Beloniformes, Adrianichthyidae. The transcript has a single exon. The record is from RefSeq and is a predicted model, not a curated record.
UCUUUUCACCAACAGCAUCUGCUGGUUAAAGCCACCGUGGGACUGAGAGCAAACAAUUCAACAUGCUUUUUGCUUUUACUCUCAUCUGUUUGGCCUCUGUGGGACACUCGGUUCCUCUGACCUGUGAGGAGUUGACCCGGCCCAUGGAUCAGCUCGAUCCACAUCGCCUGCCGGGACGGUGGGCGUUAAUAGCAGGCAGCAUCAGCUACCCGCCAUACCUGGAGAUAUUCCGACAGCGAGACAGCGCCACUGUGAGCUUCUCCAGCCCCGCCAACACCACCAGCAUCUCUUACUCCCGCAGCCUCAGUGAGAACGACACCUGCUACUACAGCCACUACAACCUCUCCCUGGAGGGCAGCGGUUUCACCUACGACGGGACGGAUAAGAGCAAAUUCAGCGCAGCGUUCGUGCACACGUCCUGCCGUGACUGCAUGCUGUUCCUCAUGACUGUGGAGUCGGGGAAGAGGCAGCACUUUUACCUGUUCAGCAGAAGGAGGCAGCUGGAGGAGAAGGAGAUGGAGGAGUUCAGAGCUCAGGUGGAGUGUCUGAGCAUGCCUCCACCUGCUGUGAUGGAUCCCACCAAAGAUCUGUGUCCAGAGAAGAGCAGAGACCCAGAAAUGGACUGAGAUGCUGAGAAAUGCAUUUGAUGUUCGACAUGUACAUUUAAGGAGAAGAAUAUAUUUACUGCAACACCGCAAAACUCUGACUCACAAUAAAUAAAAUGUGAAGAUGCUAAAUUUGUUUUCAAAGCAACAGUUUUUUUUUAAGUCUUAAUAUGACUAGAUAUAUAUUUGGCCUAAAAAGAUAUCCCAACUGAAACACCCACUCUGAUGAAAAUUGUGUUGUUUUGUGUUUUUAAUGUGUUCUUUUUCUCAUUGUCACAAAUAUAAAUAAAAUUAAGCUUAAAAAAACA